AUGAAGUUAUUCAGAUUUCUCCUGGCAGGGCUACUUUUUGCUGCCCCUAUUGUUUGUGAGGAAUAUCAUUGCACGAAAGACACAAAAUGUGAGAGUGGUUGUUGUAGACUGGAACCCGAUGGAACGGGAAACUGUGGGCUUGGACCUACAUUCUGUGGUCAGGGCAACUGCACGUCAACAUGCGACGAAAAAUCUGAAUGUGAUCCGGGCUGGGGCUCAAAGUGGUCUACAGCUGAAAAAUGCCCUCUCAACGUCUGCUGCAGCGAGUAUGGCUUCUGUGGCACUACCCCCGAUUUCUGUCAGGGCAACGUCCCAACUUCUCCUUCAUGCAGCGGUUCUAGCUCCGACGCCCGCACGAUUGGAUACUAUGAAGGUUGGAAUUUGGAAAGAAACUGCCAAACCAUGACCCCCGAAAAAAUACCUCUGGGAUACUAUACGCAUAUCAAUUUUGCAUUCGUGUUAAUAGAUCCGGAUACCUUCACUCUCAGUGCUAUGGGGGCUGAUGUCGCAGCACUUUAUACAAGAGUAACAGCUCUCAAAGCUUUGCAGCCCGGGCUUAAAGUCUGGAUUUCGAUUGGAGGAUGGGCCAUGAAUGAUCCAGGGCCAUCACGCACUACGUUUUCGGACCUUGCAGCAUCAAAAGAUGCACAAGAAAAUUUCUUCAAUUCUCUAGUCACCUUCAUGAGAGCCAAUAAUUUUGAUGGUGUUGACAUCGACUGGCAAAACCUCCGGCACGCAUUGGAUCAGAGUGGCAUGCCAGAACGUCCUGGGCUAUCGAUUACGAUUCCAUCUUCAUACUGGUAUAUGCGCGGCUUCGAUAUUGUCGAAAUCGAUCCUAUUAUCGACUUUUUUAACAUCAUGACUUACGAUAUCCACGGAACUUGGGACUCUGCGGACAAUUCGAUUGGAGCUAUUGCGCAGGCGCAUACAAAUCUAACAGAAAUUGAUCUCGCCAUGCAACUACUCUGGAGGAACCAUAUUGAUCCCGCAAGAGUGGUUCUUGGACUUGGAUUCUAUGGCCGUAGUUUCACAAUGAAAAGCUCAUCCUGUCUUUCGGCUGGCUGCCCGUUUAAGGAGGGUGGAAAAGCAGGGCCAUGCACCAACACGAAAGGAAUUCUUUCAGCUACUGAGAUCAGACAGGUAGUGGCUGAUGGCGCAACGGUCACACUUGAUUCAGCUGCAGCUGUUAAGAUCAUCACUUGGGAUGACGACCAAUGGGUUUCCUAUGAUGAUGGUGAAACCAUGAAGACGAAAAUCCAAUACGCCAACAGUCAUUGCCUUGGAGGGACAAUGGCGUGGGCUAUAGAUUUGGACGAUGGAACUACGAUAGAGGAACUUGGAGCAGAUCUUAACCGUCCCAAAUUUCCGACGUUUGAUCCGGAUCUUUUUGAUCCGAAUUCGGAUAACAAUACGGAUUUGGGAACUUGA
Pseudogymnoascus verrucosus is the source of this 1428-nucleotide messenger RNA. RefSeq lists its product as uncharacterized. The transcript has 11 exons. Gene Ontology annotation, molecular function: chitin binding. Bases 1 to 1428 code for a protein of 475 amino acids. Gene Ontology annotation, biological process: carbohydrate metabolic process. Lineage: Eukaryota; Fungi; Ascomycota; Leotiomycetes; Thelebolales; Thelebolaceae. The record is from RefSeq and is a predicted model, not a curated record.